AGAAGGAGCUGGCCAACCCGGAGCUGCAGAAGCAGACAUAUUCCAAACUGCUCGAGACGUUCCGUAAGGCGCGCCGGACCUAAGCUCUUUUGCAGGAGAUGAAAUAGAUUUACGUGUUUAGCGACCUGCUGUGCAUUUGUUGUCAACGGUCACGCUGAGAGUUUCAUGUUGAAAGGAUCACCUUCGUGAUGGACCUCCACGGCCAUCCCGAGCAGAAUGUUUCUGACGAAGCCAUAACUUGGCGUUGAUUGGAAAGGAAUGUGACCGCGAAGGUAAAAGGAUCAAACUUUUCUUACGAAGACAUGCAAAAUUUUAGGCGCUGUUGGUCGCAGCGCCGACGGUCGACGCCUUCGGAGUGUAAGUGUUCAUGACGCCUUCGUUGUCACCGCGCCAAGGACGAACGUUUGCUGCCUUUGCACCGAUUUGACUCAGGGAGGAGGCAAUUCGGUCGAAGACCAGUCGAAUUUCGCGCACUGCAUCCAAACAUUUCGUUGUGAUGAAGCUCAAGGUCGAGGAUGAGACAGACCACGCCACGCCGUUUGUAAAGCACACAAACUGAACUUGACUCGUCCCUACGGCCCGAGUAAUUGAGCCAUUGAUCUUCUACUGUAGAAAAACUCAAUUCGCAAUUUGCCUUCAAGUACUCAAGUGCUUCGUAAACUCAAGACAAACCAGUACUUCCACCUUCGCCAUGGUCGACAGCACAGUGCUCCUCUUCGUCCGGAUACUCGCCGCCUUCGGUGCAUUGGCCUUGGCCUGCAGCCCCUCGAUUCUCAUGAGGCAGAUUCACAAGCAGAAGCACGUGGGCGUCGCGUCCGUGAUUCCUCUCGUCAUGCUGCUCAUCAACUCGCACGUGUGGAUGAUGUAUGGCUAUCUCUCAGCCAACUACUUCCCGGUGUUCGGCUGCUUCAUCUUCGGCGACCUCGCUGCACUCUCCUACGUUGCAGUCUACUGGCGGUACACCACUGAGCGCCGCUACGUGGCUCGGGUACUUGCAGUUGUAGCGACAAUAUACAUCGUUCUUUCGACUUACGCUAUCGUCGGUGGUCUCGGCUGUACGGGCCAAACGCGAGCAGAGGUGGCCAAGAAUAUGGGCUACAUCGGUGAUGCGACCUCCGUCUGCCUGUACGCGGCGCCUAUGGAGAAGCUGUUGCAAGUGCUCAAGCACAAGUCGGCCAUCUUCAUCAACGCGCACAUGGUGGCGGCCAGUCUGACCAACAACGUCGUGUGGUUUACCUACGGCAUCCUCACGUCCAACUGGAUCAUCAUCGGGCCCAACAUCCUCUUCAUCGCGCUCAACUCGUUCACACUCGUGCUCUGCAUAGUGUACAACCCCAAGACCCACCCACUUCACGAAAGCUUCUUCGCCGGCAACGACGACGACGCUCCCAUUGAAGUGUCCGUCGAGCUCUCACCGAAGGCUGUUGCUGGCAACAAGGCAGCAAACAUGCCGAGCCCCGAGUACAAGGCGAUGCAAUCUCCACUAGAGCCUCUGCGUCUACAACUAGACAGGAACUAAAAACCGAAGUUAACAAGGCUACUUAUUGAACACAACCAAGGUUUGUAACUUGUUGUGUGUCGUAGAAUUUGUCUAUACGCUGCAUCAAUUGAACAAGUGGUGCUUGUCACGCUUGCGCUUGCGCAUUUUCUUCUUGGCGACGUCGAUGUUGCGAUCCUGCCACUUGCUCUUGCUGAGCUUCACGGGGCGGUUGCCAAUGUACUUGCCGUUCAUCUCGCGCAGCGCCUUGGCGCAGUCGAACGGGUCGGCGAAGCUCACGAAGCCGUAGCCGCGCGACUUGUGCGUGAGCUUGUCCCGCACCACGCGCGCGCGCUGGAACGACGCGUACUUAGAGAAGCUGUGCGCCAGCAGCUCGUCGCUCACCUCGUUGCCCAGGUCUCCACAGAACAGGCGGAAGUCGUUGUCCGGCCAGUCCUCGAGCGUGGGGUCCUCCCAAACCUGUCCACCCGCAAGACGCAGGUGCCUCUUCUGCUUCUUCCCGGCUCCGUCGCGUCCUUGAGGACCCGCCGCGAUACUGGCCGCCGUCCUCUUGGGGUCGUACUCGUACACACUCUGCUGCCUGUUCAUCAUCUCCUGCUCCUCCAUGGGCAGCACGCAGCCUGUCUCCAUGUCCACUCGAGGCUGCAUCGGUCUGUACGUCGCGCCCGGCCUGGACGCAGCAGUGGCAGCUGCAUGUUCCCCCGUUGUGCCCGCUGGGAAGCCGCUGAGAGCGCCUCGGUGCGCCGCCACGUCCUCCAGCGUGUUGAGCAUCUUCGGCCGCCCGUCAUUGGCUGCAAUUGCGCCGUCAGCGGGCGAUUCAAUUGGCUGCGGCUUCCUCACGGGCGCUGGACGCGGCGGCGCCAUGUAGAUCUUGGGCUUGGCCGCCACCACGACGGGCUUGGGCGGGGCCGCCAGUCCGGCGCUGGAGGGCUUGGCUUUCUUCGCUGGGGGCUGAGAAUCGUCCUGCACGUUGCUGUCCGUCUUGGCUACAUCUUCCGAGGGCUGGGUCUGCGCCUCCAGCGACUGGAUCUCCGCCUCGAAGCGCGCGAACUCGUCGUCCAGGUCCGCCAUGAUGCGCUCCCA
Molecule: messenger RNA, 2581 nt
Organism: Phytophthora sojae
Lineage: Eukaryota; Oomycota; Peronosporomycetes; Peronosporales; Peronosporaceae
Exons: 1
Coding region: 692-1519 (275 amino acids)
Biological process (GO): carbohydrate transport
Cellular component (GO): membrane
Molecular function (GO): sugar transmembrane transporter activity
Source: RefSeq, a predicted model, not a curated record